Molecule: messenger RNA, 2695 nt
Organism: Anopheles stephensi (Asian malaria mosquito)
Lineage: Eukaryota; Metazoa; Arthropoda; Insecta; Diptera; Culicidae
Gene: ogre
Product: innexin inx1
Exons: 5
Coding region: 784-1896 (370 amino acids)
Cellular component (GO): plasma membrane; gap junction
Molecular function (GO): gap junction channel activity
Source: RefSeq, a predicted model, not a curated record
UUUCUCCAGCAGCUGGCAAACGUUGCUCUCCGUCGGAACGAAUCACAUCUCCGGAGCGAACGCGGCGCGCAGCGAACAGUCGCGUACCAGCAGCUCGACACCGUACCGUGCCGUGGCUAUGUUGUGAGGCCAGUGUGUUUUUUUGUUUUGCUUUUUUUUUGUUCGUUGUUUCGAUUAAUAUUUAUUUACUUUUACGCGCUCUCGAAUGCGCGCGGCUGGAAAGGCUUGUACAGUGGUGGUGUUUGGAAUUGUGUGAUCGUUGUGAUAAGCAAUCGACUGCUGAUGUGAGUUGCAGUUGUGAGUUGUUUUAAAAGUUACACUACACAGUGAAAACAACAAAGUGAGUGUGCGAAUUGCUGGGAUAGGUCGUCCCUGCGCGCUCCAGUAAAUGUGACGCGUGUGCCCGCCAUUAAACGUCCAACAAGUGUCCUCAGAUUGUGCCUCCCGUGCCUUGACCGAAGUUUAGUGUAAAAGUUGAGUUUUGCUAUCGUGCGCAAUCACGUAGCGAAUUGUUGCUGCGGCCCAGUUGAACCGAGAAAAAAGCCAGCGGCCAACGCCAACCAGACCAGACCGCUCAUUAGCUCGGGGUCAGAUAGCGUUCAAAGGGAAAGCAACAGCGGCAACUGCAGCACCAUCGGUAACAAACGGCAAGCUGUGGAACGUGUGUUGUGGCUAAGAUGCACUAGCCUGGGAAGUGGACCGCCUCAUCCGCCUCAUCAUCACACCCUAGGAUCAUAUCGUACCAUAUCGGCAGGCAGAAAGUUGUAGAAUCCGACCAUCACCAUGUUUAAGCUACUCGGAGGUUUGAAGCAGUACUUCAAGCUACAGGAAAUCCAGACGGACAAUAUAGUGUUCCGGCUGCACAACACCUUCACCACCGCACUGCUGCUCGCGUGCAGCCUAAUCAUAACCGCCACACAGUAUGUCGGCAAUCCGAUCAGCUGCAUCGUUGGCGGCGUUCCGGCCCACGUCGUCAACACGUUCUGCUGGAUCUCGAGUACCUUCACCAUGCCGGACGCGUUCCGCCGACAGGUUGGACGUGAGGUGGCACAUCCCGGCAUCUCGAACGACUUCGAUGACGAAGAUGCGAAGAAAUACUACACCUACUAUCAGUGGGUCUGCUUUGUGCUGUUCUUCCAGGCCAUCGCUUGCUACACUCCAAAGUUCAUCUGGGACGCGGUCGAAGGCGGUCUGAUGCGGAUGAUUGUGAUGGGGCUCAAUCGGGGCGCGUGCAAGGAGCAGGAAAAAUGUGUCAAGAAGCAGAUACUGCUCGACUACCUGCUGACUCACCUCAAGCGGCACAAGAUCUACGCCAUUCGGUACUGGAUCUGUGAAGCGCUCUGCUUCGUCAACAUCGUGGUGCAGCUGUGGCUGAUGAACCGCUUCUUCAACGGCGAGUUCAUCUCGUACGGUUGGGACGUGCUGCAGUACUCGGACCAGCCGCAGGAGCAGCGAGCCGACCCGAUGGUGUUUGUGUUCCCGCGCGUCACCAAGUGUAACUUCUACAAGUAUGGUGCGUCCGGAUCGAUCCAAAAGCACGACGCGAUGUGCAUCCUCCCGCUGAACAUCGUCAACGAGAAGACGUACAUCUUUAUCUGGUUCUGGUUUAUCAUCCUUGCCUCCUUUCUGGCUGGACUAAUUUUGUACAGAGCUGUCAUCAUUUUUGUGCCUUCGGUGCGAUCGAAGCUGCUGAACGCACGGAACCGGAUGGUGCCUCGGAACGUUGCGAAAACCAUUUCGGCCCAUCUGGACCUCGGCGACUGGUGGAUCGUGUACAUGCUGGCGCGCAAUCUCGACCCAAUCAUAUUCAAGGACGUUGCGACCGAGCUGGCGAAACGUAUCGAGCUGAACGAUUCGGACGAAAACGAUCAGAACGAAAAGAAGCGAAUGCACUAGCACGCACUGUAACUGUGUAACCUCACAGCUCACAUUCCCGCUAUUGCACAAAAAACUAUGCAUAAUGUAGGGGGGGUUUACCUGGUCAAAACACAAGCGCCCGUACAAGUAACAUGAUCAGCUUCAUCAUAUUCAUAGCCACGAAACGAUUCCUUCUUCUUCCUAGGCACUACAACCUCGAGAGGUCUCGGUCUGGGAUGGGAUUUGAACUGGCAAAAUUGUGCAAAUGCAAAGUACGCCUGUUUUUUGUCCUGGAAAACCCCUAUAACGCUGCCACCCCGUAGAAGGCCCACCAACGGUCCCUCUUUACGACUUCUAUUCCAUGGAAUCUCUAUUAGUGGUUCGAAAAUCUGUUCCAAGACAAUGAAUCCAGGUUUCCUAGCGUGCCACACGUGCGGAUCGAGUGAUUGUUUUUACACGUAAAACGAUCGACAUUCCACGCUUGUUUUUAGAGAGAGAGAGAGCGGAUUUUGUAACAGUUGUAAUUGUUUUAAUCAAACUCGGAUCUAUAUUUAUACAAGAGUUAGCGGUAUAAACUAAAUAAUAAGUAUCAACACUCUUCUGCCAACGCUUUUUAAAAGGGAUAGUGUUGAGACCUAGAGCUAGAGCAGUGCACACCGCCGAUGAGGCAAUACUAUCCAACAACGUGAUCCCCUCCCGCGGUACGGGCACCCUCUCCUCCUGAGUGCUUCCGGGUACUUCCGAUGCUUCUGCACGCAGACCGUAGCGCAGACCGAGCGGGUUAGAUUAUGUUGUAAGGAAAAUCGACAAUCAAUAAAAUGCAGGCUACAAGCACAAA